Messenger RNA from Tarenaya hassleriana, 1714 nucleotides. RefSeq names its product putative transferase At4g12130, mitochondrial. The record is from RefSeq and is a predicted model, not a curated record. Bases 269 to 1465 code for a protein of 398 amino acids. Gene Ontology annotation, molecular function: protein binding. NCBI's taxonomy places the organism in Eukaryota, Viridiplantae, Streptophyta, Magnoliopsida, Brassicales, Cleomaceae. Gene Ontology annotation, cellular component: mitochondrial matrix. The transcript has 6 exons.
AACCGAAUACUGGUUCGUAAUGGAUCGAAUCGGAUCGGCCCGAUUGACACCUUAUAAUUUUUUUAAAUGAUUGAUUCAUUUUUUUUUUCUGGUUUUGUGGAAAUUGGUCGAACACCCAGAGGUACCCCUCCGCUCGAACGUGACGGAACAGGGAAAGUUUAGUGCCACGUGUCGGAACCUGACUUCGCCACCGCCGCCGUCACCCCUUCUCCAUUCAAACCCUCCCCGUCCUCCUCGUUGUGAACACAUUCUCCCAGCCGACGUCGUAAUGCUCCGAUUCUGUCUCCGUCGUUCCAUCUUGAAACCCGCCGUGAUUCUUCGCCGGGAAAUCCAUAGCGGCCUCGAAGAUGCCGGUCCCAUGGGCUCUCUCCUCAAAUCCCGUUCCGUUGUUCGGUUCAGCGGCCCCGACACUGUGAAAUUUCUUCAGGGUCUCUUGACUAACGAUGUUCGGAGGUUCUCCGAACCUGUCGGAGAGAAGAACUCGACGAUUCCGACUCCGAACAUGCCCGUCGUGUCGGCUUCGCCUAUGUACGCGGCGCUGUUGACUCCGCAGGGAAGGUUUCUGUUCGAUUUCUUCCUGUACAGGCCGUCGAGACCCCAGGAGAAGCUCGACCCGUCCGGGUCUGGACCCGGGUCGGACUCGGGUUUGAGCGGGUCGGUCGAGUUGUUUGCAGAUGUUGAUGCCUCUACCCUCGAUGAACUGCUCGAGACACUCAAGAAAUAUCGCUUGAGAUCUAAAGUGGAUAUUGAGAAUGUUGCCGGAGAAUUUUCGUGUUGGCAGAGAUAUGGUAGAUGUCUUACAGGAGAAUCCUCCGAGGAAGAACCCGAAGCUGCAUCUAUCGGUUGGGGCAGUGGCAUUGAUCGUGCUGGUGAAUCUACUGUCAGAGGUAACAAGAACGGGUGGCAAUGGUACAAGGAUCCGAGAUUGGACUGUCUUGGUUUCAGAGGAAUCUUCCCUUCUGAUACAACACCUCCUUUAGUCGAGGCUGAUAAAGAAACAGAUGAACAGAACUACCUUCUGUGGAGAUUGGAGCAUGGAAUUGCCGAAGGAUCAAGUGAGAUCCCAAAAGGUGAAGCUAUUCCGCUUGAAUACAAUUUUGUAGGGCUUAAUGCCGUAAGUUUCGACAAAGGCUGCUAUGUCGGUCAAGAGCUUAUAGCUCGAACUCAUCAUCGGGGUGUUAUUCGCAAACGCCUUGUCCCUUUACGGUUCAUCGAUAGUAACGGAAAAGAGAUAGAGCACAGGGUUGCACCUGGCUCAGAAGUGAUUGAAUCAAUCUCUGGCAAGAAAAUUGGGUCGGUCACAACGGCUCUCGGAUGCCGAGGAAUGGGCGUUAUGAGGCUAGAGGAAGCCUUCAAAUCGAAAGCCGAGCUGAGGAUUAAGGGUGUAGAGGACAUUACAGUCGAGGCAAUCAGACCGAAAUGGUGGCCAAGCGAGUGGUUUCAAUACAACCUAGAAGCUCUUUGAUGUAAGAUAUUGAGUUGGUAAUAAAAGGUGAAAACUUUCCAGCCAGUUUCGGGUCACCGGAGAAAUUUUGUACGAUGUAUCCUCAGCGACCAGCAAGUUCUUUUGUUCUGGACAAGGUAAUAGUAAUUAAUAAAAGCCUUGCGAUAGAUGAAUGUCUCUCUGUUGUUUCAGUAACAAGACUGUAACUUUGUUGGUAUUUUUGGUAAAGUUCGAAACUUUUAAGUUAUCAAAUUGAUCAAUUUUGUCUUC